AUGGCUCCCGCAAAAGUUGCCUUGAUCACGGGCGCCUCCAGGGGUGUAGGUGCCGCCAUUGCUCGGGCUCUGGCCGCCAACGGCGGGAUGCGUGUUGUGAUCAACUAUAGCUCUGACCCCGGACCAGCCCAGAAGCUGAUUCAAGAAUUGAAGAUGUCAAUAGCUCCGGAUUCCCAGCAAGAUAAUGCCAGUCAGCAAUUCGCGGCCAUAAAGGCCAACCUGGCGGAUCGGGGGGACAUUCAGAGACUGGUGACGGAGACCAUCCAAUCCAUGGGUCGAUUGGAUGUGGUAGUUUCCAAUGUUGGAUGGACACGAAUGACCGAUUUCAUGAAUCUCCAGGAGGCAGAUUCCGAUAUGGACUGGGAUAGAUGCUUUGACAUGAAUGUCAAAAGCCAUUUCCGUCUCUUUCAAGCCUGCAGGGAGCACCUCGAGCAAACCCAGGGCGCAUUCAUCGCUACUGCCAGCGUUGCAGGAGUCAAACCAAGCGGAAGUUCUCUGCCAUACGCCGUUACAAAAGCUGCGCUCAUUCAUCUUGUCAAGAGCCUGGCUAUCAUAGCCGCUCCUAAGAUUAGAGUCAACUCUGUUUCACCAGGAGUUUUAUUAACAGAUUGGGGCCGUCAAUUUCCUGAAGAGAGACUCAAAGCAGUGCAAGAGAAGAAUUUACUUAAGCGAUUCGCAACCCCCGAGGACGUCGCCCAGCAGGUCAAAGUAUUUGCCUUGUCAGAAUCCAUGACUGGAGUCAAUGUGGUUCUCGACGCAGGGUUUUCUCUUUGA
This is a messenger RNA of Aspergillus ochraceoroseus IBT 24754, 774 nucleotides long. RefSeq names its product SDR family NAD(P)-dependent oxidoreductase. The coding region runs from base 1 to 774 and encodes 257 amino acids. Lineage: Eukaryota; Fungi; Ascomycota; Eurotiomycetes; Eurotiales; Aspergillaceae. The record is from RefSeq and is a predicted model, not a curated record. The transcript has 4 exons. Gene Ontology annotation, molecular function: oxidoreductase activity.